AUGAGUUACACAGAAAAACCUGAUGAAAUCACGAAAGAUGAGUGGAUGGAAAAACUCAAUAACUUACACGUGCAGCGAGCAGACAUGAAUCGCCUCAUCAUGAACUACCUAGUCACAGAGGGCUUUAAGGAAGCUGCAGAGAAGUUUCGAAUGGAGUCUGGGAUUGAGCCUAGUGUGGAUCUAGAAACCCUUGACGAGCGGAUCAAAAUCCGUGAGAUGAUCCUAAAGGGACAGAUUCAGGAGGCAAUCGCCUUGAUCAACAGCCUCCACCCAGAACUGCUGGACACCAACCGCUACCUUUACUUUCACCUGCAGCAACAGCACCUGAUCGAGCUGAUCCGCCAGCGGGAGACGGAGGCGGCACUGGAGUUCGCGCAGACGCAGCUGGCAGAGCAGGGGGAGGAGAGCAGGGAGUGCCUGACGGAGAUGGAGCGCACGCUGGCCCUGCUGGCCUUCGACAACCCCGAGGACUCGCCCUUUGGCGAUCUUCUGAAUAUGAUGCAGAGGCAGAAGGUGUGGAGUGAAGUGAACCAGGCUGUCCUGGAUUAUGAGAACCGGGAGUCAACACCCAAACUGGCCAAGUUACUGAAAUUGCUCCUUUGGGCUCAGAAUGAGCUGGACCAGAAGAAAGUAAAGUACCCCAAAAUGACAGAUCUCAGCAAAGGCGUCAUCGAGGAGCCCAAGUAG
This is a messenger RNA of Pipistrellus nathusii (Nathusius's pipistrelle), 687 nucleotides long. Lineage: Eukaryota; Metazoa; Chordata; Mammalia; Chiroptera; Vespertilionidae. The record is from the annotation of a GenBank genome assembly.